Hemisphaericaspora subhashii is the source of this 1707-nucleotide messenger RNA. RefSeq lists its product as uncharacterized. The transcript has a single exon. The record is from RefSeq and is a predicted model, not a curated record. Bases 1 to 1707 code for a protein of 568 amino acids. NCBI's taxonomy places the organism in Eukaryota, Fungi, Ascomycota, Pichiomycetes, Serinales, Debaryomycetaceae.
AUGUUGUCGCCAGCAAUUGCAGCAAUGAAAAAUUACUUAUUUUUGCUACUACUUUUAUCGGUAUUUCAAUACACCUCGAGCGCUAUCAUUGUGGAUGAUGAACUUAUUAUAAGAGAAGAAUCCCAUUCCUCUGAAGGGUACGAAAUCACUAGAACUGGCUCAUUAAUUAUUGAUAGUGUUUUCUCCCAGGUUGGAGACAUUAACAUUCAAGGGGCGGGAGGAAGCUUCUUGUAUACAACUACUUUUGGUCUAGAUUUUCAGCUUAAACUUUACGAUUUGGUAAAUUAUGGAUUAGUCCACAUAGAUACUGCUUCCUUUACCGGCGACCAUGGGUCUAUUGAACUAUGCGGCAUCACAAACCAUGCUACCAUGAUAAUGGAUAUCUUGUCCACGAAUACUAGGAUCCAAUUUAAAAGUUUUGAAAAUGAUGGUACUUUCUUCCUUUCAGGAAACGGAAGGAGUAUAAUUGUGUUUUUGAGACAGACUGUCUUGCCUAAUAAUGGUUUGCUUUGUGUUAGAAAUACUAUUUUGCUGAUACUGCGUUUGGUGUUGCAAACAAACAAAAGAGAGGAAGAUUUAGAUCUGGUCGAGGGAUGCGUGAACUUGCUAGAAAAUUCUCGGCUUGAAUUAGUGGGAACCAAUGCAUACUCUAUUGUAUGUUUAAGUGAGAAUUCUGUGCUUCAUAUUUUCCAACCAGUUCCUGCAAAAACUCCAAUAAUGAUUGCUAACUUCGGAACAACCAAUCGUAUUCUUCUUUAUUAUUCCGGCUUUCCAGUUCCAAAUUAUGAUACACCUGGUGUAUUCUCGUUUGUUGAUGAGAUGGGAAAUUUUUAUGGUGUUGAUGUUGGUUCUAGCUAUACGGUUCAAGAUUGGGGCUACGUGUACGAUAUAACCGGUACCUUGGACUCAGAGUCACCACAUGAAUGCCCUUGCAUUUGCGAUGAAGAUCCACGGAGUACAAUACCUGAAACUUCAACUGAACCGGAAACUUCAACUGAACUGGAAACUUCAACUGAACCGGAACCUACUAUUGAAUCGAUUGAAUCGACUGAAUCCACUGAUCCCAAGCCUGAAUCAUCAACUGAACCUGAAACUUCGAUCGCGUCUGAAAUUUCUACUACAGAUGAAACGCUGGAACCUUCAUCAAAAUCCAAAUCUUCAAUAGAACCUGAAACUUCUGCUUUGCCUUCCACCGAAACUGAAACUUCAUUAUUGCCUUGGUCCUCACUUGAGACUUCUUCAAACCCUGAAACCGUACCUCCACCUGAAUCCUCGAGUACAUCUUCAUUUAAGCCUCUUACAGUCCCAUCGACAAUCAAAGUCACGUCUACUACUGCUUGUAUUACCACCAAUUAUACUCAAACCACAAUGGUAUGUACUACUGUAAUUACAACUGAAACAGCUUGUAAAACCGUCGCAACUGUAAAAUGUGGAACUACGUUCUGCACUACUGAGACUACGACAGAUAUUCCUACUUUGGUAACUAAAACUAUCACUUUUACCACUGAUAUUCCCAUUACUACUUAUACGGUUGAGACGGCUAGUGUGACAGUUCCAAAAACAGAUUCAGUUUCAAGUGGUACGGGAACAGAACGACCAGACAUCCCAACAAUGGCUUCUAUACCUGUAGGAUUGGCUAGAAGAAACUAUGAAAAUAGCUUAAUUUCUGGUUUCACAAUUCUUGUUUAUUGGGUAGUUUUUGUUUAA